CUCCUUUCUGUUUCGCUCAUCAAUGUCAGGUUUCGACGGAAAUCAUGUGUUCACCGUCUCGGUCCACGACCCACCAGCCGUUGCGUCUCCUGACUCUCCAUCCCAAACCGAGAAACUCUUGUUAGAGUUUUUGUUGCAAUAUCGCGUCGGAGGCGAAUUCAUCUACAGAGACCAGCUUCGUGCAAACUUGCUCCUUAAGCAAUACCAGCUGGAGGUCGAUCUUCGUCACGUUGGUCUGUAUAAUGAUGAGCUAGCGCAUGCAAUUCAGGAUAGACCGGCAGAUAUCUUGCCGCUGUUUGAGAACGCGGCUACUAAAGCGGCUCGUACUAUCCUAUUCCCGCUAGCUGGUGGCUCUGAUGAACGCGCAGAGGCUGCUCUCCAAUCAAUCCCCAGAGUCCACAUCACCAUCAAAUCUGGCCUCCAGAUGCAACGUGUUCGCGACUUGACUGCAAAUACGAUGAACAAGCUGGUCCGUAUACCGGGAAUUGUUAUUUCCGCCUCUGUCCUUUCCUCGCGAGCAACAAAGCUUCAUCUUCAAUGUCGUGCUUGCCGGUCCACAAAAGUUAUUUACCCCGCUGGCGGCCUUGGCGGAAUAGGCAAUGGCUCGGAUCGUGGCCUACCAAGAGUCUGUGAUGCACCAGAGCUGGAGAACCAGAAGAAGGAUUGUCCACUGGACCCCUACAUCAUCGUUCACUCAAAGUCGGCCUUUGUUGACCAGCAGACUCUGAAACUGCAAGAGGCGCCAGAUAUGGUUCCAGUCGGUGAACUUCCACGACACAUGCUCCUCUCUGCAGACCGAUACCUAACGGGCAAGGUCGUACCUGGCUCACGAAUAGUCGCGACUGGAAUUUAUUCUACUUUCAAUUCGGCAAAGAACAAAUCUGCCGGCCCUGCUGCACUUCGACAACCUUAUCUUCGCCUUAUUCACAUCGAAAUGUCUUCGCCGACUGCCGGCGGGGGCGCCUCAAAUCCUUUUGGAGUGCAAUUCACUCCUGAAGAGGAGGAAGAAUUUGGCGAAAUGGCACGCAGCGAUGGUUUCUAUGAAACUUUUGCUAAGAGUGUUGGUCCAAGUAUUUAUGGCAGCCUUGACAUCAAGAAGGCGAUUACAUGUCUGCUUUUCGGUGGCUCUAAGAAGGUCUUACCAGACGGUAUGCGGUUGAGAGGCGAUAUCAAUGUUCUUUUGCUCGGAGAUCCAGGGACAGCAAAGAGUCAACUGCUCAAGUUUGUCGAGAAGGUUGCACCGAUCGCCGUGUACACCUCUGGAAAGGGUUCUAGCGCAGCUGGAUUAACAGCUGUCGUCCAGCGUGAUGCAGUCUCUCGCGAGUUCUAUCUCGAGGGUGGUGCCAUGGUUCUCGCGGAUACUGGGGUUGUCUGUAUAGACGAAUUUGACAAAAUGCGCGAUGAAGAUCGGGUUGCCAUUCAUGAAGCUAUGGAGCAGCAAACCAUUUCGAUAGCGAAGGCUGGUAUCACGACGGUGCUCAACUCGCGGACAAGUGUCCUUGCAGCAGCAAAUCCAGUUUGGGGACGAUAUGACGAGGGUCGGAGCCCCGGCGAGAACAUCGACUUUCAAACAACCAUUUUGUCACGUUUUGAUAUGAUUUUCAUUGUCAAAGACGAGCACAACGAACAGCGAGAUCGUAUGAUUGCCAAGCACGUCAUGAACAUCCACAUGAACCGGCCGAAUCAGAGUACGGACGACAAUGGAGAAGCUGUUGGCGAAAUUGAUAUCGACAAAAUGAAGCGGUAUAUCUCGUAUUGCAAGAGCAAAUGCGCACCGCGGUUAUCUCCAGAUGCUCAAGAAAUGCUUAGCAGUCAUUUCGUCAGUCUUCGGAAGCAGGUUCAGCAAGUGGAACGCGACAACGACGAAAGGAGUUCAAUUCCGAUAACAGUUCGCCAACUAGAAGCCAUCAUCCGAAUAUCGGAAUCGCUUGCCAAGAUGACAUUAUCACCUACUGUUCAGAAUCAUCAUGUCGAGGAAGCCAUCCGGCUUUUCAAGUUCUCAACAAUGGACGCUGUCUCGGCUGGUUCCGUCGAUGGCAUGUCUCGUGGCGAGCUGAAUGACGAGAUGUCACGGAUAGAGAAGGAAUUGCGAAGACGUCUUCCCGUGGGCUGGAGCACGAGCUAUCAAAGUUUAGUAAGGGAAUUUGUGACGCAGCAGGGCUACUCGAAUCACGCACUGGAACGGACACUCUUCAUCCUUGAGAAGAGGGAAGUGAUACGAUUUUCUGGUCAGAAAAAGGUCGUGCAUCGGGUCGGUGUUUGACGUAUUGUACGAACGAUGUUAUCCAUUUGUUGUUUGCUUUGAAUGUCUGUAGAUAAAUAGUCUCCCCCAGUCAGACCUAUCGAAGGUAUUAUGUAGAUAUGUGGAUGCAACAUUUUUGUCCUUAGUCG
This is a messenger RNA of Suillus subalutaceus, 2391 nucleotides long. RefSeq names its product MCM-domain-containing protein. The record is from RefSeq and is a predicted model, not a curated record. Gene Ontology annotation, biological process: double-strand break repair via break-induced replication; DNA replication; DNA replication initiation. The transcript is spliced from 13 exons. Gene Ontology annotation, cellular component: nucleus; MCM complex. Gene Ontology annotation, molecular function: 3'-5' DNA helicase activity; single-stranded DNA binding; DNA replication origin binding. The coding region runs from base 23 to 2263 and encodes 746 amino acids. NCBI's taxonomy places the organism in Eukaryota, Fungi, Basidiomycota, Agaricomycetes, Boletales, Suillaceae.